Molecule: messenger RNA, 2099 nt
Organism: Pogonomyrmex barbatus (red harvester ant)
Lineage: Eukaryota; Metazoa; Arthropoda; Insecta; Hymenoptera; Formicidae
Biological process (GO): transmembrane transport
Molecular function (GO): transmembrane transporter activity
Source: RefSeq, a predicted model, not a curated record
GCUCGGACCGACUGUUCCAGAUGGUGGUUACUCGUGGUUCAUCCUCUUGGGUGUCGCUUUUAUUCAGGUGUUACGUUGUUUACGAAGUAAGUUUGCCGAAUACGAGGAAUGCACCAGUUGAACAAUGAUUUCUUGAUAAACGAUUUUCUAUAUAUAAAUCCAUAUAUUGGGUUGCUAGAGUCUGUAUUUGUUUCGAUAGGUAAGUACAGAAUUUCUGAUAUUGUUGUGCCUAUAUUUCUCGACGCCCUGUAUGAACGCGUUUGCUAUAAAUCCCGAAAUCGGAGAAAAUAGAUAAAUUUACGUAUUUGCAAGGUAUAAAUGUAGAUGUUACGUAUAUUAAAAUGUACAGAUCACCGUGCCUAGCGUUCUGUCGAUGUACGGCAUAGUGCGAGGAUAUUUAGCUGCAAACAGCUCGCUUUACUUCGAUCUGUGGAAUGAAGUCUCUCUGGCGCCUCUAUUAUUCAUCGCUUUCUGGAGUUUGGCAGAUCCAUGGACCAAGACGAUCACGGAUUUGGCGUCGAUACCUCGCCUGGUCGGCCUCAUCGGCGUUGCUCUCCUCACCACGGGAGUUAUAGCUUCCGGAUACCUAGCGACCGGCGGAGUAGGUGCAUAUUUAGCUGGCUUGAGUGCUGGUGCGGUGAUGGGAAUAGGAGCGAGUUUCGUGAUCGUCGAGAGCGAGACCGUGCUACGGAAGCACUUCAGGGUGAAGCUGCCGUUGGUUCUUACGCUGAAGAAUAUCGCCACAUCCAUCGGCUUCGUUCUCAUACCGGCACUCACGCAUUUCCUGCUCGUGGAAACCAGUCUAAAGACCGGACUUUUGCUCAUGACGAUCGCCUUCGUCCCUACCGCCCUGGGCACCCUGAUCUUGCGCUUCCCAGCUCCGCAACGAGCAUCCCCGUACAGAUUGCUUCUACCGACCGACGAGGACAAUGAAUUAGGCAUCAGAAUAUCGGAUACAGAAUUAGAGGCAGAUCGAUUGAAUAACGGUGUAGAUAAUCACGGCUACAAUGGCGAGAAACAAAACAGAAAUUCUGCGCCGUUGUUCAGCGAGGUAAAUAAUAUCUAUGCGUACGAGGAACCGGAUGAAGACGUCGAACUCUUUGUCAGUCCGACUAUGCGAUCGAGCGACAGGUGGAAACAGGAGUUUCGUGCGGCACGCUACUUCCGGUUUUGGGCAGCUGCGGUGACAUGGAUCGGAAUGAAAGCCAAUUCGCUCUUCUUCUGGAUCUUGGUACCUGCCUUAUUUCUCAAGGAGGAAUCUCUUGCUUAUCGGCAAGAGCCGAUUUCUUGCACCGACGAUUGGGUGACGUUGCUGGUGGCCGCCGGUAUCGCUUCUUUCGUACCUAGCAUCGCCAGUUACUGGUCCAUCGUCACUUCCGCUCAGUACAGAAGAAUAUACUUCGGUAGCGCCUGCUGGCUCGGCAGUAUUGUUCUAGUAGGUUUAACUUAUACGAGAGAUUACUAUUGGUUUCUGAUGUGGUCGCUACUCGGUGGAAUUAGCAUCAGCAGUCUACUCAGCUGCCAAGAGUUGACACUUUGCGACGUGUUGGGAAAUCAGUUCGCACAACGCUCGCAUAAAUUAUUCUCCAUCAUCGUCGGAUUGGGCAUGCUGGCCUUCUGUCUCGUGCACAACGAGAACAUGUGUCUUCGCGUGGUCGCAUCGCUGCAAUUUUUCGGCGGAUGCUAUUGGCUUCUGCCGCCUAUGUGGGAAAUCAUACGAGCGCGGAGACUGAGAGAGGGUUAAUAAAGAUUAUUACAAAAAUCACUGCAUAAAUAUUUACAAGGCGUUGACAUUGCUGAAAAUUAUUGGUGAUUAAUUUCUAAACGCUUUUAAAUAAUAAGAAAUACCUUUACCAGAUAAUUUUAAGAAUAGAUAUGUCCGUUUCAUGUAAUGCCAACUAUGUAACAGAAAGUACGUAAUUAUUUAAUUCUUCAUAUAUAUUCGUAACUUACAUAAUUGACUUUGGAUUGUCAAAAAUGUAAGGCAACCAAGCGCUGGACAUCACGUUCCUUAUAAUUUAAUUGAGAAAUAGUAAAACGAAGAUGUUUUUACAUUGUACAAUUGUCUACAUCACAAUAAAAUUGUCUUGAGACUUUUA